ACUUCAGCCUCGUGCUAGCAAACCAACCCCGGCAUCACAUCGUGGUCCAGCCUCGCGCCCCCAAGAGGCGCAUUGAGCAAGCGAAACUUACCAGUAUCGCAUUCACAUCGACAGUCAACUACAACCAGCAGGGACAAUUCAGGUCGCGGAACGACUGACAUUCCCCAUGUCAUGUCUCGGUCACCGGACAGUGCCAUGGGGCAUAUCUACAUCUACCCGUGACCUUCGUUCUGUCCACAGUGUCCAUCACCUCCGACCUCGACCUCGUCAGCCUUUGUCAGCAGCAGCAUCAGCCCUUCAGACCCGUCGCCACUUCAAAACUUCAAGCCCCAGACCACGCAAAGCUGGUAUUCUGCAACAAGUCCCCUGUCUCGAAUCAUGGGACGCCGACCUGUUCUACGAGAAAGCCUAUUCCGCAGCAUUUCCAGCCCGUCUUCCACGAUCAGCAAGCACUCUACCGCCAGCUUGUUGGAAAUGGUUCAUCCACGACGGAGAUUUGGACUUUAAAUUGAUUGAAGCCGAACAAGGGCACAGCGACACCAGCAACAACAACGAGAAGCAGCAGCCCUUGUCCCAGCAGCCUCAAGUAGCCCGGGUUCGGGUCCGGGUCCCUCGAUCGUCCGAGCUCCGUCCGUCUUUCUGGCAAGAGUACCAAUCCACUAUUGUGCCUCUGGAGCUGACAACCACAACGACAAAAGCUACGGCUGCGAGUGCUUCAGCUGCUGCCGGCGCUGCUUCUUCGACGCCGGACAUCAUCAGCAAAGUAUACAGCCACGAAGAAGUCGAAACAUUCCAGCGCAUCGAAGCCCCUUUGGGGGUAUUGCUAAAAUAUUUAUCGUCGAAGCAAUCCUCGGCCUCAGCUCCAUCUUCACCUUCAGCUUCCAAUCUGAAAAUGCAAACAAUCUACCUCGCCCAAUGCGAAAUCUCCUCUUUACCUCCCGCCCUCCAAAGAGACAUUCCUACCCCUGACCUUCUUCUCGCGGCUCAACCCUCACAACAACAAAACCCAACCUCCAGUUCAACUGCUCUGAAUCUCAUCAAAGGCGACAUCUACUCAUCCAGUCUCUGGCUCGGCCGUCCCCCCACCUAUACCCCCUUACACCGCGACCCGAACCCAAACCUAUUCAUCCAACUUGCCGGCCGGAAAGUAAUGCGUUUGCUUCCUCCCGAAGUCGGCGACGCGGUUUUUGAAGACGUCCAGCGGCAACUGUUGAACCUGUCGUCGUCCUUUUCGUCCUUUUCGUCGACCAUUCGCGGGGAGGAGAUGAUGGCGGGGCCGGAGAUGGUUUUGUUGCAUGAUGCGGUGUGGGGGGCGACGACCGAGGCCCAGGCGGUGGCCUCAGACGACGCUACUGACACCGCCAACGACAGUACUGGCGAUGUAAGCAUUGCCAGCAAUGCCAAUGCCACCAAUGCAAGCUUCGGUGGGAACAGAUACGCAAACGUCCUCAACAAAUACGGCUUCCAAGUCGAGUUGGGAAUCGGAGAAGCCCUAUUCAUCCCAAAGGGGUGGUGGCAUAGUGUCAAGGGGGUCGGGGACGGGGUUACGGCGAGUGUGAAUUGGUGGUUUCGAUGAUGAAAAAGAAAAAGAAAAGAACCAAGAAACCUUGAGCAGAAAAACCAAAAAGUAAAAAGUAAUUGUGUAAAUAGUAUAAAAUGUAAAUUCAUUGUAAACAAAGGCCCAAGCAAUUAAGAAAAAGGAAUAUAUCGGAAAAAAGGGAAAGAGGACAAACCAACUUGGGGACGAUGGCCACCACCACCACCACCACCACCACCA
Messenger RNA from Exophiala dermatitidis NIH/UT8656, 1777 nucleotides. RefSeq lists its product as uncharacterized. The record is from RefSeq and is a predicted model, not a curated record. NCBI's taxonomy places the organism in Eukaryota, Fungi, Ascomycota, Eurotiomycetes, Chaetothyriales, Herpotrichiellaceae. Bases 167 to 1576 code for a protein of 469 amino acids. The transcript has a single exon. Gene Ontology annotation, molecular function: 2-oxoglutarate-dependent dioxygenase activity.